UAUACGUUCAAAGUGGGACAUAGACAUUAACUUUGAAAAUUCUUCUUUAUGAAAUCAGAUAAUAUUUUUCUUCCAAAUUAAUUAUAUUUGCUAAUUAGUGUGAGAAUAAGAUCUUAAGUUUUGCUUCACGCUGCUAUAUUUCUUUUAUCUUAAUUGUUAUUAUCAAUAAGGCCAACUCCGCAUAAAAUUUUACGUGCAAAAAUUGGAAAAUCUUACAUUUGAUUGUUUUGUUUAUUUUUUUCAGGUGAAAUUUAGGUGCGCAGAUUUUUGGUUAGAAGUAAAUAAUGAAGUAUAAUUACAUCCAAAGACUAUUAUCUCAUUUGUAUAGUCGUCUAGCAUAUCUGAUAGCGUGUCAUCCUAUUUAUUUUCUCUUAGUACCGAUGCUUUUAUCAUUCGCGCUAUCCUCAGGACUUACCAAGAUAAUCGUCUCUCGAGAUACAAAUUAUUUGUUUGUUUCACAAAGUGGAAGAUCUCAAAUCGACAAGAAAUUUAUGAAUACUUGGUAUCCCCUUAAUACUUCGUACAAUUUCGAUUUUAAAAGACUCAACGAAAAACCUAAGGCCGGUUAUUUAAUGAUAAAACCUAGAGAUGACGGCAGCAUCUUUCGCGACCACGUGUUCGAAAAAAUAAUUAUUUUAGACAAAAUAGUGAAGAAUAUAUCCAUCGAAUACGAAGGAAAAAGAUAUACGUACGAAGAAUUGUGCGCAAGAAAUGGAAAAGAAUGUGUGGAAAAUACCGUGAUGAAAUUGGUGCCAUACGUUCAUGGUAUUGCCAGUGGUGAACAUAGUGUCAAAUAUCCAGUUGAUAUGAAUACAGUGACUUAUUAUCGCACUUACUACGCUGUUAAUCUCGGUCAGGUGAAAACGGAUAAGCAAAGGAAUAUUUUGGAUGCAAAAGCCGUUAGACUGAUGUAUCCUUUAGACAUUAGUAACAAAUUUAAAUACAAAAUAGCCGUCGAGUGGGAAAGAAUGUUCAUAAAGUCGAUGAUAAACGUCACUUUUCCCGAUAUCACUAUCGAAGUAUUUGUUACUAGUUCUUUGGACGACGAAUUGAAGAGGAUUACCGAGUCAGUUUUAAAGUUGUGUCCUGUAGUUUUUGUAGUUAUACUCAUAUAUUCUAUUCUUAUAAAUAUGAGCUUCGAUUGUGUCAGAAGUAAACCUUGGUUGGGGAUUUCCGCCUGCAUUUCCGCUUCUUUGGCUUUGAUAGCAUCUUUCGGAUUUGUUAGUUAUUGCGGAGUGAAGUACGCCGAUAUAAAUAUAGCUUUACCUUUUUUAAUUUUGGGAAUCGAAGUAGAUGAUGCGUACGUGUUGAUAGCAGCGUGGAGGCGCACAAAUCCAGAAGACGGCGUACAAAAAAGGCUAGAGAACGUGUACUCCGAUGCUGCGGUGUCCAUUACUAUCACUUCUAUCACCACCUUCUUGUCAUUUUGCAUUGGAAUCACGACUCCGUACGCAGUUAUCAAAUUAUUCUCAUUCUAUGCGGCUACUGCCGUGUUUUUUGCUUUUGUUUAUCAAAUUACUUUCUUCGGUGGAUGCUUGGCUCUGAGCGGAUUUAGAGAACAAAAAAAUCUCCAUCCUUUAACCUUUCACACGUUAUCGGAAAAGUCGAAACAAAACGAAGUGGCCAUCAUGAAGAUUUUCAGAGACUAUCUUGGCAACAUUUUGGCGUUACAGAAAACUAAAAUGAUCGUUCUGGUAGUAUUCGUAAGCAACUUGGUCGUUUCGGGAUUGGGUUUAAGAACGUUAAAAGAAGGUAUGGAAUUCUCCGACAUAUUUUACUCAGACUCGGAAAUCAUAAAAGGAUUUGGCUCCUACUACAAAUACUUCACCCAAUAUCCUUUCGCAGUUAGUGUAGUUAUCAACGACGUUUUGGAUUACUCGGAUCCAAAAGUUCAAAAUCUAAUCGACGAAAUGAUUUUCAAUUUCACUUCCCAUCCCAACGUAGCCAGUCAAGAUCUAGUUAUAUCUUGGUUAAAGUAUUACAAAAUUAUAGCCCAGUCUCCGAUAGGAAUGGUGACUCUUCGAGGUUAUAACCUGUCGGAAAAAACAGAUUUUUUGGAUGGUUUAAACCGGAUCUUCCUCAAUUUCCAGCCGGCUAAAGUGUUCAGAGGAGAUAUUGUUUUUAACGAAGACAAAACUGAAAUUGUUUCCAGUCGCUUUUUAUUAGUCGCCAAGAAUGUUAAUAGUAGGACUGUAGAAAACAAACUUUUGGAAGAUCUGAGAAAAAUAGCCGACAGUUCACCCCUUCCCUUAUUGGUUUAUUCUUAUCUUUUUCCGUUUUUCGAAGAAACGCUGCUGAUACGAUCCUUAACAUUUCAGGUAGGAUGGGUGACCGCUUUGCUUCUGGUUGGAAUAUUCUUCCUCUUCUUACCCAGUCUAAAAUAUUCGCUGUGUGUGGCAGUGGCUAUCGUAUCUUCUCUCUUUUGCACCGUUGGCUAUAUGUCUCUAUGGGCCGUCAAGAUCGACAUGUUAUCUACCAUAGUGCUUAUUGUGAGUGUAGGAUUCUCCAUUAAUUACCCGGCGCAUAUCUCCUUCGCUUAUAUUGUAAAUAAGAGCAAGUGUGGCGAAGAACGUCUUAAAGAAUCUCUAUACGGAUACAGGUAUGCUUCCAUUCUAUGUUCGUUCUACCAGUUACUUUAUCGGUGAGCGACACGUUAUCUACCGAUUACUUCGCCGACAAGUUUACGAAGAAGAAAGAAAUAAAAAAUAAUUAUAAGGAAGAAGAUAUUGUAAAAUUAACGCCAUUAAUUU
Messenger RNA from Centruroides sculpturatus (bark scorpion), 2750 nucleotides. Its product is annotated as patched domain-containing protein 3-like. The record is from RefSeq and is a predicted model, not a curated record. Gene Ontology annotation, cellular component: membrane. The coding region runs from base 285 to 2645 and encodes 786 amino acids. The transcript has 4 exons. Lineage: Eukaryota; Metazoa; Arthropoda; Arachnida; Scorpiones; Buthidae.